Messenger RNA from Chara braunii, 2455 nucleotides. NCBI's taxonomy places the organism in Eukaryota, Viridiplantae, Streptophyta, Charophyceae, Charales, Characeae. The record is from the annotation of a GenBank genome assembly.
UCAUACCUCCUCGCGGUGCCCUUACACUACCGCCCUCGACCGCCACUACGCGGACCUUUCUCGUCAGCGUCGUGCUCAGUCCCCCCCCGGCGCCUCAUGUCCCCGCGGCGCCUCCUAGCCACGGUGCAGUGUACACCUGCGCCCUCCUCAGUAGUGGGCUUCCCGACAUCUCCGUCGCGGUUCGCCCCUCUCGCUAUUGGAGUUGAGGUAUCGCAGGACUCGGCAGAGUGUACUCCGCCCUCUGUCGCCGUACCGUCUGCGCCUCCGCAGACCACCGUCUCCCCUCCUCCCCCGCCACGACUACUGACGCGUCGAGCAAUUCGCUCAGCCUGUUGCAGCGAGCAGCUUGCUACUCGCGAGGACGUUGUGUCCUCUCUUCUGGACUUGAGCAUGCUCCAGCCUCGUCAGGAGCGACUCACCCUCCAUGUCGCUGCACUACGUCGCCUUCUCGCCAUCCCCUCCGACCCUGAUCGCACCCUCCCGAUCAUCCCCGUACGACUCGGGACCUCCACGAGGGUGUACUCAGCGCUGUGGGAUUCCGGUUCUCAGGGCGACUUCAUUCACCCACGCGUGGUGAAGGAAGCCCGCUUACCCACGACAGGGUCUCCGACUCUCAUCUCCGUUACCCUAGGGGAUGACAAGACCCAGCGCUUCUUCGAUCAAACGGUCACCGACCUCCCCUUCUUCCUCACUCUCGAGCCGACUGAGCGUUCCCUGGCGUCUCGUCGCCACCGCUCCUCUGCACAUUUCGAUGUGAUGGAGACGGGGUACGACUUCAUUCUCGGCACUCCGUGGUCUCGUCGAUUCCGCAGCACCGAGGCCGAUUGGGCGACCAACACUCUCGUUCUCAAAACGAAGUGUGGACARACGUAYCGCGUACCUUUCAUAGGUACCACGRCGACRCCACRCCCCGAUCCUCCUCCCCCGGAGCCUUCAGUGCCCACACCAUCUCCCUCUAUCACUGUCACCUCGCCUCGGCAGUUBGYUCACUUCAUUCGACAGGACGAYGUYACCUUCUUUAUGGUGGACGUGACRGAUCUCUUACACUAURAUCCACCCUGUCCCGACGCCGAGCUCAUCCCUCUGGAGCCAGAUCCUCCCUCUAUCUCCAUGGCUCCCAUCUCUACUUCCGUCCCUCCGCCGUCCGUCGAGUCCACCCCGCCGUCGCGCGCUGACGCUGACGCUGAGGAACUCGCACGAUAUACGGAUGACUUGGAGCCCGCAGUUCGUGACCUCAUCCGAGAGUACCGCGACGUUUUCUCAUCGUCAUUCUCGUACGCCGGCAUCCCACCGAUGCGUGACACUCUCGAUCCCCGAGGCCACCGAACUCAAUGUCAUCUUGAGGAGCUCCUGAGACUGGGUUUCAUUAAACCCAGCAACUCCCCGUGGGGUGCACCCGUCCUCUUUGCUCACAAAGCGGAUGGAACUCUUCGUCUCUGCAUCGACUACCGCGGCCUCAACCGCUACACGGUUAAGAACAGCUACCCCAUGCCUCGUUCCGAUGAGUUGUUCGACCGCCUAGCAGGCAACCGCUUCUUUACGAAGAUUGAUCUUCGUAGCGGUUACCAUCAGAUCCGCGUCGCUGCAGCCGACCAGCCGAAGACCGCGUUCCGAUCGCGAUUCGGCCACUACGAGUUCACGGUGAUGCCAUUUGGCCUCACCAACGCACCCGCUACCUUCCAGAGGGCGAUGAAUGACAUCUUCAGGGACAUCCUGGAGCAGUACGUUCUCGUCUACCUCGGCGAUAUCCUGGUCUAUAGUCGUACCCUUGAGGAGCACCUCAGACACCUCCKCGACGUCCUUGACCGCUUGCACAGACAUGGCUUCUACGCCAAGCUAAGCAAGUGCGGGUUUGCCCAGCACAAAGUGGAUCUCUUAGGACACUACGUGUCUGACCAGGGUCUCCACAUGGACAAUGUGAAGAUCACUGCUAUUGCGGAGUGGCCCGCUCCCACAUCCGCCAAGCAGCUUCGCAGCUUCCUAGGCCUGACCAGCUACUAUAGUAACUUCAUCCGGGGAUACGCUAAGUAUUCCUACGUCCUUACCUCCACCAUCCUCCGGAAGAACCCACCCUGGGCUUGGACACCCCUCAACGAGGACGCCUUCCGCGCCCUCAAGAAGGCGGGGACAUGCGCACCGGUUCUUCACCUACCCGAUUUUGACCGCCCUUUUAUCCUUACCACCGAUGCGUCAGACUUCGCUGUAGGAUGAGUGUUUUCUCAGGUCUUCCCCUCAUCUCCUGAUUCCUCUCACCCUCGUAUCCCUCGCUUCCCACCACCUACCCCUACCACUCUUUCCCGACUAACGCCUACUCGUCCAGCUACUDACGAGCCUUCUAUUGACUAUUCUCCUACCAUCACCGAGGACGGCACUGUCGAGUCUCGCUCAGGUGAUUGUCCGAUAGCCKUCUACUCCYGUCAGCUCCUGCCCGUCGAGAUAAACUACACUGCUGAUG